Mercenaria mercenaria is the source of this 1194-nucleotide messenger RNA. Its product is annotated as protein DGCR6-like. The record is from RefSeq and is a predicted model, not a curated record. The coding region runs from base 246 to 860 and encodes 204 amino acids. NCBI's taxonomy places the organism in Eukaryota, Metazoa, Mollusca, Bivalvia, Venerida, Veneridae. The transcript has 6 exons.
ACAAAUUGCACGAAAAUAUGUUCCUGAUGUUAAGUUCAAUCCAAAGGUGCUUUUAAAUUGCAUGUAUAUUUUAUGAAUUCUAGUCUCCUGUUUAAUUCGCCUAAUUUUCAUAGUUUGCGGAUAUUUUCAGGUUCCAUGAAGAAUUAAUCCUUAGUGUUAUUGUUCCGAAAUAUCUUAGUAAAUGACGGAUACUACUGUUGCCGAAGAACGAUCAGCGCUUUGAUGUAAAACAGAUCUAAUGAAGAAUGACUGCUGAAUAUAUACCAACAGAGAUAGGUGGUGGAUCUUCCCUGAAGGAAGAGUAUGAGCGAAGAGAACUACAACAAAAAAGGCAUUAUUUUUUGUUUUCACAACUACAGAAUAUGGCAAGAGAAUUGCCUGGCAAGUACCAGCAGCGUCUGCCAUAUGACCUAUUGUCAAGUCUAGCUAAUGCGCUGAUAGAUGGCACUGUGUUCCAGAUUGUACUGGGUCUAAGGGAAGUACAGGAAUACGAGGAGAAAGCCAUGUUUCAACAGAGGAGUAAACUCAUAUCUGAUCAUAAAGCACAGAAGCAUGAAUUACAGAAGAAACACAAAGCAAUGUUACAGGAUUGUCAAAGUAAACCACACAAUCUCGCCCUGACCAAGACUCAGAUAGAUAGAGAAAUGGAGACCACAAAGAAAAGAUGUGAUGAAGAAAUUAGAAAGAAAGAUCAGAAAAUCAUCAUGCAGUUAGAUCAGAAAGUUAUGGACCAACAAUCAACCUUAGAGAAGGCCGGCGUUCAAGGUUUCUACGUCACAAACAAACCCCAGGACAUCAGAUUACAAAUGUACCUGCUAGAAUUUAUUGUUAGACUGUCUCAGCUCGAAAUGCCAAGUUGAAGGACAUUUUGUGUUAAUAAAAUUUUGCGGUCUAUUGAUAAAAAGGUGAUAAAACAAAUGGCUAGGGGAAAGAGAGAUUGAUCUUGAUGGGAAAAAAAAGAAUAUUUCACAAAAUUGUUGGCAUCACCAGUGAAACAGACCUAUCAUGUGUCGGUGCAACGUUAAAUCCAAAAAAAAAAAAAGAUGGAACAGAACAUUUUUAUGAACAGAACACCUGUCAUGUCUUUGUUCUGCCUGAACUAUAUGGAACUGUGCAAUGAAACUUAUAGGGAUUGUGAUUUGAGUUAACUUAUUUUAAAGAUCUGAAUAAAGGAUGGUUGAUUCAAAAAACGUU